This is a messenger RNA of Blepharisma stoltei, 591 nucleotides long. NCBI's taxonomy places the organism in Eukaryota, Ciliophora, Heterotrichea, Heterotrichida, Blepharismidae. The record is from the annotation of a GenBank genome assembly.
AUGCUUGGAAUUAGAUUAUGGAGAUCAAUAUUCAUUAGAACACAAAAAUCACCAAACCCUGCUUUUCUCCAAUUCUACCCUGGCAGCACAGUAAUAGAAGAAGGUACUAUUGAUUAUCCAUCUCUCCGCCUAGCAGCAAAUUGCCCGCUUGCUGUCCAACUUUUCCAGAUUGAAGGUGUCAGCCGAGUAUUUCUUUCCAAAGAUUAUGUCGGAAUUGGUAAAUCUCAAGAAAAAAACUGGGAAAAUUUAAAACCCUUGAUUUUUGAAGUGCUUAUGGAUUAUUUUUCAUCAGGAAAAUCUGUAAUUUCUGAUGUCCCGCAAGACGAAGACACAAAAAUUAAUGAUACAGAUUCUGAAGACUUAGCAAUGAUAAAAGAAAUUAUAGAGUACCGCGUAAAACCCUUUGUAAGAGAUGAUGGAGGCGAUGUUCGAUUUUUAAGCUUUGACGAAGAAGCAGGUGUUGUAACAUUAGAAAUGAGGGGGAGCUGUGCUGGAUGUCCUUCAAGUGCAGUCACAUUAAAAAACGGGAUUGAAAAAAUGCUCACUCAUUAUGUUCCUAAGGUCAAAAAAGUUGAAGGAGUUGAUGCAUAG